This is a messenger RNA of Anoplophora glabripennis (Asian longhorned beetle), 1902 nucleotides long. RefSeq names its product proline-rich protein 2. The record is from RefSeq and is a predicted model, not a curated record. The coding region runs from base 148 to 1383 and encodes 411 amino acids. The transcript is spliced from 4 exons. NCBI's taxonomy places the organism in Eukaryota, Metazoa, Arthropoda, Insecta, Coleoptera, Cerambycidae.
AUGUAAACAAGCUAUUAUUUGUGGCACGCUGCGAAAAAACUGAAAAAGUGUGAUGUGAUCGGUGACCUGAACUCGAAUAGAUUUGAUAAAAGUUAUAAAUAUUUCCUGUUUCUGAACUAAAAUUUUGUUACUAGCAACUACUUAUAAAUGUCUGCAACUUUUGCUCAACGCCCUGGCCCCCGUCCUCCACCAGAUCCUAAACAAAUCCAGAGAUUAUUAGACGAAAAUGGACACCUCAUUCAAACCAUACAAGAAUAUCAAAGUAAAGGAAAAGCUCAAGAAGUUAUGCAGUAUCAGACUCAAUUGCACAGAAAUCUGGUUUUCCUGGCCACUCUAGCAGAUUCAGCACAAAGUGUAAAUACAUUGCUGCCUAUGAUACAGCCACCAGGACCAGGAGGGGGUCCUCCUCAGCCAACUCAUGGCCCCCAACCUCCCACUACCGACCAGCAGCAUAUGAACAAUUUUAAUCAUCAGCAACAACCACCAGGACCAGGAGGCCCAUACAGGCAACAACCAGGACCCCAGAGACCUGGCCUUCCUGGUCCACAUCAGUACCCUCAAAGGGGGUACCCUCAAGGGCAAUAUCCUAACCAGUAUCCACCCCAAGGACAGGGUUAUCCACAGGGCCAAUAUCCUCCUCCAAAUCAACCACCAGGUUACCCCGCUGGUGCUCCACAAGGAAACUAUGGACAACCCCCAACAACUGCUGCUCAUAAUAAUUAUCAGCAACCAGGUUAUGGUACACCACCCCCAAGUGGUGCUCCGCAACAGCAAAGCGCUCCACCAGGACCUUAUCCUCCUCCUAACGCCCCUCCUCAAAAUCAACCUGCGCAAUAUGGAGCUCCUCCAAACGGUGCCCCAUAUCCUAAUAGCACUCCACCUCAAAAUUACCCUCCUCAACAGGGAUAUCCCCCGCAACAAGGCUAUGUGCCGCCACCUUCAAGCCAGCCUCAGACCACUCAGCCCCCCUACUCCAACCAGCCUCCUACCGCUCCCCAAAAUUAUGCAACAAAUAAUUCUCAGAUGCCCCCAUUCUCCAGUCCUCCAACAAACAAUUCUAGCCCGGCUGUCACUUCGUCAGCGGCUCCUGCGCCACCCGCUACUUCUCAGCCAUAUCAACCCCAGUACCCUCCCAACUCUCAACCGUCUAAUCCUAAUGCUGGUUACACUCCUCCUCCUAAUCAAGGAUAUCCUCCGGGCCCAGCUGGUCCGCCCAAUACAUACGGAUAUCCACCUCAACCGGGCGGUUAUCCGCCUCAGCCUCAGUAUGGACAACAACCGCAAGGCUAUCAGUAUAGGCCCCCAGCAGGACAGGGGCCGCCUGGGCCACCCCCACAAGGUCAAUAUGGCUACAACUAUCCGCCUCAGCCCAACCCUCAAUAAAUUUCUGUUAAACUAUUUUAAAUAUUUUUUUCUGGUGAAAAUUAAGCUAUGAUGUGCAAAAUAAUAGUUUUUAUUUAAGAAGGAACUAAUUCUGUGUCAGUAGAGUUCUUUUAAUUCUGAUUCAUCAAAUUGUUAUCCUCAUUUUCUCUAAAAUUACGAAAUUCAGAUUAAUUUUUCUUAAUAAGAACAUAUUUGACUGUAUGGAUUAAAAUUAAUAAAACGCUCGUAAACAGAUUUUGAGUUAUAUUUUUUUCUUAAUCGGUUAAAAUUAGAUUUAAUUAACUUUUCCUCCAUUCCCGUUUGGUAUGUCAAAUCAUAUUAUAGUUGUUACGAUCUCAAAUGGAACCGCAUAAAAAAAUUUAACUCAUAAAUUCUACAGAAUCCAUAGGUGUCCAGAAAAAUUUAGCCCUGUCUCGUGUAGAUAUACUAUAUUCCGAGCUAUAUUACCAUAUAAUUACCAUAUGAUUGUCAAGUUUUCUAUGUCUAAAAUUGCAUUGUAAUAAAGCAUGUCGUAAAAUA